AGCUAUGCCUCGGCGGGAGUGACAAGGCGCUGCUGAGGUACACAGAAAUGUGAAGCCUGAUUGUCAGGCUCGAGAUGUACUUCAGGAAGCUGUACAUUUUGCCUGUGAAUGUCGUUGAUGCUGCUGGGAUCAAACCAGCUCCAGUUCAUUUCCAGCAGUUUGAAGGUGGCUGAAGGUCAAGCCAGGAGAUCCUGCACAAAGUAGCUCAGGGUUGAUGUCUCCUGCUCUUCUUGCUGCCUCCAGCCACAGAGGAUCCCCAGCUCUCUCCUGCUGCAUGCCUUGUGAGUGGUGGCAGGCUGAAACACCUUGCAAAGACAGAAACCAGCCCCUCCCAGCUCCUGUGAAGGAAACUUAAAAUCUCUCAUCAUCUGGACUGGAAUGAGAAACUCAGCUCUGUGGUGCAGAUCCACAGCAUCACACAAGAGAUUGAUGCCUUUCAGCUCUAUCAGUCAGAUGCAGUAAAGUGGGGAGAAGGAUUCAGAUGUACAGCUGCAAAUUGACCAUGCAUUGAUGAAGAAACAGCUGCAUGGACUGACUUCCAGUUUCACAUCCUUACGUCUGAUCCAAAGCAACCAGGAGAGACAGCAGAAGGUCCCCCGUUCUGUUUGGACUCCUGGUUUACAGAAGAGUGAUGGAGCUGCUAUUAAGCACAAAAGGGCUCACCCUAUGCCUGUUUUCCUUUGUACUGAGUUUGGCAGCAGCUAUUGAGAUACCAUUAUCAGUGGCACAGCUUCCGACAAUCACGGAGCAAUCUCACACCCAGGUCGCCUACCCUUUUGAUGAGGACUUCACAAUCAAGUGUGAAGCUAGAGGAAACCCCCAGCCCAGCUUUAACUGGACUAAGGAUGGGAAACCAUUCGAUUUGCUAUCUGACCCAAGGGUCAUUGUAUCUAACAACUCUGGGACAUUUGUGAUUCAAAACCGUGGAAUCAUCACCAACUUCCAAGGGAAAUAUCGCUGCUUCGCAUCCAACGUGCUGGGAACUGCCAUGUCAGAAGAGAUUGAGCUCAUUGUUCCAAGUGUACCCAAAUUCCCCAAAGAGAAAAUCGAGCCCCUGGAUGUGGAGCAUGGCGAUUCGGUGGUUCUGCACUGUAACCCUCCGAAAGGCAUCCCACCCCUGCACAUCUAUUGGAUGAACAUUGAUUUGCAGCACAUCCCCCAAGAUGAAAGGGUCUCCAUGAGCCUUAAGGGAGAUCUCUACUUUGCCAACGUGGAGGAGAAUGACAGCCGCAGUGAUUACUGCUGCUUCGCAGCCUUCCCCCGGCUGAGGACCAUCGUACAGAAAAUGCCCAUGACGCUGAAGGUUUCCCGCUUUAAGCAUGCUAAUGACUCAGGCUCACCUAACGCUGCUGUUACUAAGGCAAAUUUUAUCAAGGAAAGAAAACCCAAACUGCUGAUCCCUCCUGAAUCUGCUGGCAGUAGCUCAUCAGUCACUGUCAUCAAGGGAGGUGUCCUGCUACUCGAAUGUAUUGCUGAAGGGCUCCCAACUCCUCAUCUAAGCUGGGUCAAGGUCACUGGAAACUUGCCCAAGGGUGACCCAGAAACAGAAAACUUUGGGAAGGUAUUGAAGAUAGACCAAGUGACAACAGAUGAUGAAGGAACAUACCAGUGCACGGCGAGCAACCCCAUGGGGAGAGCAAAGCAUGAGUUCCACGUGCACGUGGAAGAGCCUCCUCAGUGGAUUAAGGAGCCCGAAGGUGGUGUUUACAGCGUGGGAACAAACCUUGUGCUGCUGUGUGAAGCUAUAGGCAACCCAGAGCCAACCAUCCAGUGGAAAAUGAACGGGAUGCCCAUCGACAGUAGGACCUUCAGAGGGAGAAUGUCUACCAGAGAGAUCAGCCUUACCAACCUUCAGCUGCAGGACAGUGCUGUGUACCAGUGUGAGGCUACCAACAAGCACGGCACCAUCCUUGCUAGUGCCAACGUGAAUGUCCUCAAUAUUGCUCCCUUAAUACUCACCUCAGAUGGUGAAAACUACGCUGCAGUGGUGGGUUACAGUGCCUUCCUGCACUGUGAAAUCUUUGCCUCCCCUGCAGCAGAUGUCAGAUGGACUAAGGACGACAGCAUCAAGCCCCUUUCAACAUCACGCUACGAGCUGAACAAGAACGGCACCCUGGAGAUCAAAGACACAAAGAAAGAGGACUCAGGAUCUUAUGCUUGCUGGGCUGCAAACUCUGUUGGGAAAAGAGCAAUCACUGCUAAUCUGGAUAUAAGAGAUGCUACCAAAGUUGUUGUUACUCCCAAGCACCCUCACGUGCUGAAAUCACGUUCAAUCCGCUUGAAAUGUCAGUCUGAGCACGACUCACACUUGAAGCACAGUUUUCAAUUAUCCUGGAGGAAGGAUGGAAAGGAGCUGCCAGUCAACAGCACAGAAGAUGGCAGGAUAAUCCUGGACAGGGAUACACUGUUCAUACCAAGCGUGACGUUGGAGGACCAAGGAGUGUACACAUGUGUGGCCAGCACUUCUCUGGACAGUGUUGCUGCUGAAUCACAGUUAAUUGUUCUAGAUGUUCCUGAUCCACCAGAGGACCUUCAGCUUUCAGAGCAUCAAAACCGAAGUGUUCGACUCUCCUGGAAAGCUGGAGCCACUCACAACAGCCCAGUUAAUGAGUCGAUUGUGGAGUUUGAAGAGAGCCGGUUGGAGUCGGGGAGGUGGCAGGAGCUCACUCGAGUGCCAGGGAAUGACACCACAGCCCUUUUGUCCCUGGCCCCCUACGUGGAUUACCAGUUUCGGGUGGUAUCUGUGAAUGCUGUGGGAAGGAGCCAGCCCAGCAAAGCAUCGCUGCGCUAUGCAACACCUCCAGCUGCUCCAGACAAGAAUCCAGACAACAUCCGAGUGGAAGCUUCUGAACCAAAUGAAAUGGUGAUGAAAUGGGAGCCACUGAAACCCAUGGAGAGGAACGGGCCAGGGCUGGAGUACAAAGUCAGCUGGAGGCAGCAGGGGGUCGAGGUGGACUGGAAUGAGGAGACAGUGAAGAAGCAUUCUCUGACCCUACGAAACACUCCUACCUUUGUGCCUUAUGAGAUCAAAGUCCAAGCAGUCAAUAAUUUAGGAUCAGGUCCUGAACCAAAUGUCACCAUUGGGUAUUCAGGAGAGGACAUUCCAGAUGCUGCUCCUUCCGUCGUGUCGGUGGAUGUUGUGAACAGCACAUUGGUGAAAGUCUUCUGGCUGGGCAUACCGAGGGAUCGAGUUCGUGGACACUUAAGAGGCUAUAAGGUCAGUUGGUGGAAAACAAAGAGCAUGUUGGAUGGGAAAAGGCAUCACCCAGAGAAACACUUCCUAACCUUUGUAGGAGACAGAAACAAUGGGAUGGUUCCUGGGCUAGAGCCCUUCAGUGAAUUCCGCUUAUCUGUUGCGGCUUACAACUCCAAAGGAGAUGGCCCAGAGAGCUCCCCUGUCGUGUUUGAAACUCCAGAAGGAGUCCCUGAACAGCCACGUUUCCUAAGGAUCUUGAACUUUGACAAGGACUCUGUCAUUCUGUCCUGGGGACUUCCCAAGAGAGCAAACGGUCACCUCACCGGCUACGUUGUGCAAUACCAGACAAUAAACGAGACCCACGAAAUCGGACCUCUGAACGACAUCAGCGUCGCCAACCAUUCCACGCUCAGCUGGAGGCUUUCAGGGCUCAACUCCAGCACCAAGUACAAAUUCUAUGUGAAAGCCUGUACAGUCAAAGGCUGUGGAAAGCCAGUCACAGAAGAAGGACUAACGAUGGCUCAAGGGAGUAAAGGCAGCGGCAAGAAUUCAGAAGCAGUAAAGCCCACCCAAAAGUUUCACCCCAUUGAGGCGCUUGAGCCUGGAACUGACUAUACAGUUCGUCUAGUGACUAAGAAUUGGGUUGAUAACAAUAGCAUUUUUGAAGAUGUUAUUGAGACAAGGGGGAGAGCCUACGCUGGCAUUUACGAUGGAAUUUCCACCCAGGGGUGGUUUAUCGGCCUGAUGUGUGCCAUCGCUUUGCUCACCCUGCUGCUGCUGACUGUUUGCUUUGUCAGAAGAAAUAAAGGAGGAAAAUAUUCAGUGAAAGAAAAAGAAGAUUUGCAUCCAGAUCCCGAGGCUCAAUCAAUAAAAGAUGAAAUCUUUGGGGAAUAUAGUGACAGCGAUGAAAAGCCGCUGAAAGGCAGCCUCCAGUCCAUUAACGGGGACAUUAAAGCCACUGAGAGUGCUGAUAGUCUGGUAGAUUAUGGAGAAGGGGAACAUGGGAUGUUCAAUGAAGAUGGUUCAUUUAUUGGAGCUUAUUCUGGAUCUAAGGAAAAAGGAUCAGUGGAAAGCACUGGGAGCUCUACGGCAACUUUUCCUCUCCACGCCUAAACUCUAAAGCGAGAACGAUUCGGUUUGUGUUCUAAUUGUGCUGUUUAUCUCGAGUAGUGCUCCAUGGUUACCACAUCUGAUUGGAAGCAGGUUGCCAAUUGAGCCAGGCAGGAAGCUGACAUCCAGGUAAUACAAAACCAAGUCACUGCCACUAAAAGAGGAUUUUUUUUCCAUCCUAAUUUCUAGCUGUUUUCUUCUAGUUAAACCCAAUGGAUUCUUUACUACACACAAUGUCUGACUCGAUUCUUACCAAACCAGAAUCUCUCAGUGUUCCAUCCAUAUAUUUCCCUGCUGCUCUAUAUGUGUUUUUUAGCUUUGGAAUAUGUUUCUCUGCAUAGUAUUGGGGGUUUUUUCCCCCCUUGUAUAGCUGUUUGUCACUUUGUACAUACAGUUACACAUUGUGUUCCCCCAGGUACUGUGGCCUCAGCUGUAAAACAGCAACAAAAUGUCUGGGUUCUAAUUUAAAUUUCCCAGAGACUCAAAUAUAGUUGAUAGAACCAAUAACAAUUUAUAGGAUGCUCUUCCUCUUUCUUUCCCAAAAGAAAAAGGAAUUAGAUGGAGAAAGAGAGAGGAAAGGUAAAGCAGACCCAAAUAAAUAAUUUCACUGUGGUUUGGAAGUUGAAAGAAGAUUUCCCAGAGACUCAAAUAUAGUUGAUAGAAACAAUCACAAUUUAUAGGAUGCUCUUCCUCCUUCUUUCCCAAAAGAAAAAGGAAUUAGAUGGAGAAAGAGAGAGGAAAGGUAAAGCAGACCCAAAUAAAUAAUUUCACUGCGGUUUGGAAGUUGAAAGAAGAUUUCCCAGAGACUCAAAUAUAGUUGAUAGAAACAAUAACAAUUUAUAGGAUGCUCUUCCUCCUUCUUUCCCAAAAGAAAAAGGAAUUAGAUGGAGAAAGAGAGAGGAAAGGUAAAGCAGACCCAAAUAAAUAAUUUCACUGCUAUUUGGAAGUUGAAAGAAGAAAAGUUUAACAAUAAAUAGAAGGUAUAUAAGGUAGGGAAGCUACAAAAGUAUAGGGAAGGGAAAACAAGAUACAAAACAUGUAAAAACACAACCAGAUUUGAUUGCAGUGGGUUUUGUCCACCUCGUGGUGCUGAUGGUUAAGACAAAGAGCAGCAGGAGACAGGGAUGGUGAUGCUGGUAGGCAGGGAGGCAGAGAGAGCAAGCAUAGGAAGUCCCCCUGCUUUUAUGGGUCUUAGGAACGGGGGGAGCAGGCUAACCACCAUCACCUGAUAGUGUUAAGACCCAUCCCUGGGGAGGGGUCAGGACCACCUGGAGUCAGGUUCAAGCUCACUCCCCCCAGGAGGGUUAACCCUGUACACAAAAAAUAAGAGGUUAUUCUGCCGAGGGACACAAAGCAUCCUACUGAGGCCCCAAAAAAAAAGCCAAUUUGAAAUACUGCAGAAAUAUAUUCUGAAUAUUGUAUAUAUAUUUUUUUUUCCAUAAAGAAAGAAACUCUUUCACUUCUGAUGCCCUAAAAUGAUUUUAGUGGUUAGAGCUGACUGUAACUAGCAACACUUAACAGGUGGAACUUUAUCCAGAGAUCAAAAACAGGCUCUCAAAAGACAAAGCUCCAGCCUUGUGCCUGGACCCUUCUGCCCAGUAGCUGGCACUCUUUCCUUACGUACAUUAAGCUGCAGUAUCUUUUCCUGUAGCAAGGCAAAACAGGGUUUCCCAUCUCACCAUCACUAGAAAGCAUUUGCAUCCCUUUUCCCCAGCCUCUGCAAGUUGCAUUUCUAAGCAAAACCAAGAAGAUGAAUCUAAAUGCUUGUUGUCUGUCUCAUAUCUGUAUAUUUGUGUGCUAGCAUCCAUCCUCAUGGAGACGUUGUACAUAUGGUUAUUAAUAUUGACACAAGUGAAGAGAGAGAGAAAAAAAAAUGAAGAUAAAAUAUCAGCUUUGUUUUAUUUUGAGAUGAGACCUGUGGCUAGCAUGAGUCUGCAUAGCUGUGUAGGAACAAGUAGGAUUGCUUCUCACUAUCAGUUUGGACAGGCAAGGUUAGUUCUUCAGAGGGAGUUAGGUGUGCGUCGGUGAUAGAAACCUCACAUCUUUCUAAGCACCACAUAAAAUAGACCUACCUGGCUUUGGAGAGGUGGUUUAUUUUUCAAGCUAUUCACUGCUAAAGAAGCAAGAAGCAAAAACCAAGAGGAAAUGUUGUGGUAUAGGUUCUUUUCUAUUUCAUUUACCGAGCUCUGGCUUAAAUCUGGGUCUUUUCUUUGCCUCUCUGCCACUAACUCAGCAAAUCUGUAGAGCACAUUUGUUUUUUUAGGUCUUUUUGUAUUGGAAUCUUUUGGUUUUACUUUAUAAAGCAGUUGUUUGGGGGUCAUUUGGUCUGUUAUGUUUGCUUUUAAUUAUGCUUCUGUGAGUAGAAUGCCACCGUGGCUUCAUUUCUUCUUGCACAAGGUCUGUCACUUCAAUUCCAAUGUUUUAAUAGGAGGAAUACAUCCUAAAAGCCAUUUUUUUUUUUGCCUCAUGAUGGUAAUGAGGUGAAUAUCCCCAAUGGCUCCUCCAUGGUCUCCAUUAUUUCAGUGGGGAAAAGGAGAGGAAGCAAGAAUUGCUCCCAUGGUUAUGAGUUUCCAGUGAUGACCACUAUUAAGAGCAGUUAGUUGCCCACAGGCAUGAAGUUUGUUGCCAUUAGAGAGGCCACAGUUUACAAACAGCAUCCCUUCAUUUGGGCUGCUCCCCAGUGCCCAUCAAUUUCUGGCCUUUGGUGCUUGAUGCUUCUAUCUGUGCCUCUUUUUAACUUCAGCCUUUAUCUAGCCUCAACUUGGGAAACCCCAAACCUCUCAGUGAUGAAACAUGUAUCAAAAGAGGAGUGGAAAUCUGCCCUGAGUCAAAAGCUUCUCCCCUGUAUGUCAGUGACCCAAGUGGUUCACUUUUUAUUAUUCAUAAAGUUUUGCUUUCUGUAUUUCCCUCAGUUCAAAUGCUGAAAAUGUCCAAAGUCAGUCUCCUUUUUGACCAAAAAAAAAGAAGAGAGUGAAUAAUUAAACAGAUGAGAAAAUUGGCAUCUCAUUAACAGAGACAUGUCCCACCAGGAUCUUUAUCUGCUGACUCUUGUCUGCUGCAGCCCAAACUAGAUCAAGUCUCAGAAAUGAUGAUGCUAGUGACAGGGUUUUUUUUUUAUUGCCAGCUUCAGGCUGCUUUUAGUGAAUUUCUUUUAGGAACCAUCCACACCAGCACAAAAUUAAGGCUCUUUGAAACGAAAUUGGGAUGGGCUACCCAAAAACCUCCCCACGCCAAGAGCUGGGAUGGGCUGGACCAGAGUCUGGCAGAGCUCUCCCAGGCAUGAUCAGGGGCAGACAGGCAUGGGUGGGGAUGGAUGUCACCCAUCCACAUUCCCAGCCAUCCGUUUCCCACAUCAACAAACCUCCUUGUCCCGAAAAAAAAGCCUCUGUUAAGCAGACACAAAUCUCAAAUCACAUUAAGGAGUGUCAAAUUAUCGAUGGAUGACUGCACAUCCCCAGCGCUAGCGCUUGCGCUGCGGCUGCUCGGAGCUGUUCGUGAGAGGCGUGCGAUGUGCUGCUCCUCUCUGUGCUUUUCCUAUCCCAGUUCUAAUUCAGAGCCUUAAAUCUUAGUGUUGGUGUUUCAUGAUGCCUCAGGGUCUGAAAAUCAUCCAGCGGCCAAAAAAAAACCGAGAGAGAUGCGCCGUGGAGUUUGCGCGGCGAGCACUGACUUGGGAGCAGUGUGCCCAGUGAACAUGAAACAAAGGGCUGCAACUCCUGGGCACUCACUCAGCUUUUGCUCUUCUUUCCCAAUCUUUUCUUUUCUCUUUCUUUUCUUUUUCUUUUCUUUUCUUUUCUCUUCUCUUCUCUUCUCUUCUCUUCUCUUCUCUUCUCUUCUCUUCUCUUCUCUUCUCUUCUCUUCUCUUCUCUUCUCUUCUCUUCUCUUCUCUUCUCUUCUCUUCUCUUCUCUUCUCUUCUCUUCUCUUUCUUUUCUUUUCCCUCCUUUCACUUUCAUUUUUCUUUUCUCUUUCGUUUUUCUUUUCUCUUUCGUUUUUCUUUUCUCUUUCGUUUUUCUUUUCUCUUUUGUUUUUCUUUUCUCUUUUGUUUUUCCUCCUUCCCUCCUUUCCUCUUUCCCUCUUUCCCUCUUUUCCUCUUUCUUGUUUUCUUUUUGCUUUUUUUUCUAUUUCUUUUUCUCUUUCAUUUUCUCUUUCUUUUCUCUCUCUUCUCUCUCUCUUUUCUCUUUUCUCUUUGUUUUCCUUUAAUUUUCCUUUCAUUUUCUGUCUCUUCCUUGUCUCUUCCUUGUCUCUUCCUUGUCUCUUCCUUGUCUCUUCCUUGUCUCUUCCUUGUCUCUUCCAUUUUCCUUUCAUUUUCUUUUUUCUUCCUCUUCCUCUCUUCCCAUCUUCCCCUCCUCUUUUUCUCUUUCUUUCUCUUUCAUUUUCUCUCUUUCUCUCUCUCUUUCUCUUUCUUUCUCUCUCUCUUUCUCUUUCUCUCUCUUUCUCUCUUUCUCUCUGCCUUUCUCUCUCUCUUUCUCUCUUUCUCUCUUUCUCUCUUUCUCUCUCCCUUUCUCCCUUUCUCCCUUUCUCUCUCUCUCUCCCUCUUUCUCUCCCUCUUUCUCUCUCUCUCUCUCUCUCUCUCUUUCUCUCUCUCUUUCUCUCUCUUUCUCUCUUUCUCUCUUUCUUUUCUCACUUUCUUUUUCCUUUUGCUUUCUUUUGAUUUUUUCCCUUUCAUUUUCUUUUUUCUUUCUCUUUCUUUUCUCUUUCCCACUGGGAUUUUAUUUCCUAUUGUUAGGCUACCACUCAUACAAUGUACCUCUGCAAGUGCAGGACACUAACAAUGCUUUUCUUUAUUUCUCAGAGGUUUACUUUCAAAAGUAGAAAUCACAGAAGUCAUUUUGGUUGGAAAAGAGCUCUAAGAUCGAGUCCAACCAUCAGAAAGACAGAAAAGUAAACUUAACAGAGGCAGCUUAGAUUUUUCCCUGAGCAGUUUUUUGUCAUUGCCAGGAGAUGGCCUUCAUUUUCUUUACUAUUUUUGUUGCAGGUUGAGAGGAUUUGUGAACCACAUAGGCUGUAUAAAAACUAUCCCCAACUGUACUGCAGCACUGAAAUAAUACAUAGCACCCAAUAAAUAGUACAUAGAAACCAAUAAAUAGUGUUUUAAGUCCAAUAAAUAGUACAUAGAAUCCAAUAAAUAGUACUUUAAAUCCAAUAUAGUGCACAGAAUCCAAUAAAUAGCAUUUCAAAUCCAAUAAAUAGUACUUUAAAUCCCACAUAGUGCAUAGAAUCCAAUAAAUAGCAUUUUUAAUCCAAUAAAUAGUACUUCAAAUCCAAUAUAGUACAUUAAAUCCAAAAAAUAGUAUUUUUAAUCCAAUAAAUAGUACAUUAAAUCCAAUAAAUAGUACUUUAAAUCCAAUAUAGUACAUUAAAUCCAAUAAAUAGUACUUUAAAUCCAAUAAAUAGUACUUUAAAUCCAAUAAAUGGUACUUUACAUCCAAUAUAGCACUUUAAAUCCAAUAAAUAGUGCAUUCAAUCCAAUAAAUAGUACUUUAAAUCCAAUAAAUAGUGCAUUCAAUCCAAUAAAUAGUACUUUACAUCCAAUAUAGCACUUUAAAUCCAAUAAAUAGUGCAUUCAAUCCAAUAAAUAGUACUUUAAAUCCAAUAAAUAGUACUUUAAAUCCAAUAAAUAGUACUUUACACUCAAUAUAGCACUUUAAAUCCAAUAAAUAGUGCAUUCAAUCCAAUAAAUAGUGCAUACAAUCCAAUAAGUAAUGCAUUAAAUACCACAACUCUACCUUUAAUCCAAUAAUUAUGGUAGUUUUGGUUUGUUUUUCUUUUUUUUUCCUCUUUGCCCAGGAGUGUUUAUUAAAAUCAGUUGAUGGAAAUCUGUGGUGAUUUCAUUAAUUAAUACCUGGCAGGGAAUUACAGCUUGCCUGCUGGGAGGAAAAAGCCAGGGCUGGGCAGCUGCGUAAGCAUCCGUCAGGAUGGAUGGGAUAAGGAUAUAUUAAAUGGAUAGGGGGGGUUAUUAAUGAUCUGGUGCUGUGGCUUUUAGUUUGGUUACAUCUGCUUGUGAUAAGGAUUGCAUUUUGCUGGCAAUGAACCUGUGAGAGGGGAAAUGACACUUUCAGAUUUGGUACCUUAGACAAGCCGGGAUGCAAUUUCAUCCAGCAAGGAAAAGGCAUUUUCCUAGCCCAAGGAAUCCUGGUGUACAGAUUUAAGCCUCCUCUGGCACAAGAGAGAGGGAUGGAUGCUCCUCAAAGAGUUGUGCAGUGUUGCCUGUGUAGUAGAUAAGCACACCAGAGCAGCUUUUCCUAACUAAUGGGAAGAAGUGCUGUGGUCCAGCUCCCGUGCAAGUGAGCUGUUUGUGUGUGCAGAGCAGAUUUGGUAUGGAUUUUAAGCUCAGAUCUAAGCUUUUGUUUAAAGAAAAAGAAUAUUUAAUAUCCUUGAGUAAUCAAGAACUUGUAAGAAUUACCCUGGCAUCAUUGCCCAGGGAGGUUGUGGCUGCUCCCUCCCUGGAGGUGUUCAAGGCCAGGUUGGAUGAGGCAUUGAGCAACCUGUUCUAGUGGGAGGUGUCCCUACCCAUGGCAGGGGGUUGGAACUGGAUGAUCUUUGAGGUCCCUUCCAACCUAAACCAUUCUGUGAUCAUUAGGCUAAAUUUGUGGACCCAGUCUCAAAUUUCUUCCUCGUGCUUGGCUCUGCUCUUCAGCGAGAACGAGAGUCCAGGACUGCCUAUCAAAGCCCUUCUGGGGCUGAAUCUUUGGGAUGAGCAGAAUUAGGAUCCAAAUCCAAAAAUGACUUUCCCCUCCAGACAAAAAAAAUGUAUGUGUGUGCAUGUCUACUGAUUUGAAAAGCCUUCUUUGUAACUCCAGUUUUAAGUGGAGCUAAUGAGCAUUUUGUUGAAUGAUUUAAGGUAUUUAUUCUGUUGUGUUCUUCUUGCUGAAGUUUUAAUGAGGAUCUCUUUUUUUUUCUGCUCACUACUCCCAUUGACUUGAGCAGGUCAGAUCUCAGGCAUGAGUGGUUUUAGCAAAAGUCUUUUUUUUUUAUUUCAGGCCACUAUCAUUGUUGAGAUUAAAACAAAUGCCAGCACAAUCUCUCCAUCUAAAAAUAGAUUGGAGUUUUUAACAGUCAUCCUUUUUAACAGUCAUCCCCACAGCAGUUGCCUAAACUCCUGUUAGAAUAACACUCACUCUGUGCUUCUGAAGGGAGAACUCACCACUGAGGAUUUGUUUGUCAUCAUGGCUUGGCAAAUGAGUGGUAAAUCAUUAUUGUUUUGCAUACCUAUUUCUGUAUAACACAACAAACUUUUCUCCUUAGUGCCAUAAAGAACUACAUUAAUGAAUGGAGAAAUUAGCCAGGGUAGGACAGCAGUUUCGUUAACUGCUAUGAAACUGAGCACCUGAAGGUACAAAGGAAGGAAAUGCUCCAUGGCAAGAGAAUUUCCUUUGCUUGGCAGUGGAUCCAGCCCUCAGCUGCCUCUCUGUUAAUGUUUAGUAUCUCAGAGCCAAGCAUACAGAUGCUGUCAGAGUACUGUACAUGUUUACGUUGCAGCUCUGUAUCUUCCGUGUCCAAGUCUCAAGUGAUCUGCACUGACUUUCCAGGCAGGAAAGCAGUGGGUGGGUUUGAGCCAAAGCAUACUGUCUAUUUUUCCUUUCUUUUUUUAGUUCCUUUUCUUUUUUUUCCCUUCCAGUUACUAUUAUUGUUAUCACUGCUUAUAAGCAAGCUGCUUUGUCCUUUCCUGAGACAAGCUCAAGGCAAAUGUGGUGUCACCGUUUGCAAUGUUCCUUUCCGAGCUAAGUGUUAGUGUGCAUUUAUUCCAGGUUAGAGGAAGUUGUUGUGCUGUAGCUGCUGUUUGUAUCAUGCCUCUGUGCAAGUAUGGUUUGAAAAGGUAUUUUCAUUUUACAUGAAACAAGACUUUGCUAAUAAAAGUUUGACUUGAUGUACUCUUCAAA
Molecule: messenger RNA, 12184 nt
Organism: Pogoniulus pusillus (Red-fronted tinkerbird)
Lineage: Eukaryota; Metazoa; Chordata; Aves; Piciformes; Lybiidae
Gene: CHL1
Product: cell adhesion molecule L1 like
Exons: 30
Coding region: 632-4309 (1225 amino acids)
Biological process (GO): cell-cell adhesion; axon guidance; brain development
Cellular component (GO): axon; plasma membrane
Molecular function (GO): cell-cell adhesion mediator activity
Source: RefSeq, a predicted model, not a curated record